This is a messenger RNA of Botrytis porri, 1179 nucleotides long. RefSeq lists its product as uncharacterized. The record is from RefSeq and is a predicted model, not a curated record. The transcript has a single exon. NCBI's taxonomy places the organism in Eukaryota, Fungi, Ascomycota, Leotiomycetes, Helotiales, Sclerotiniaceae. The coding region runs from base 1 to 1179 and encodes 392 amino acids.
AUGCGUUUUGCCGAUUUCGCUUUGGUGGCAUUGACUGCUGCAGGUGCCAACGCCGCUCCUCAUCCUCAAAAGAUUGACUUUAAGUCCCUCAACCCUGUUGUACAAUCUGUUCAAAGUGUACCAGUCGGUAUUACUGCCGAGGUUGUCACAUAUAAUCCUACUGCUGCUACCUCCUCAGCCGCCGCUGCUGUUACCACAAGUUCAGCUGUCAAGGCAAUAGAAACCACGUUGGCCACAAAAAGAAAAACUGGUCAACUUGAGGCCAGAGAUAGUGAUUGCUCAACUCAACCAGCAACCAUCUAUACUGGAACUAACCCAGCAGAUGAUCCAGAAUCUUUUUUGGCUUAUCAGCCAUUUGCUGAUACAGCCAAUAGCGCUGCAACUCCAUCUGGCUUUACCAGAUCUUUCGUUAACCUUAAAGCAUCCAACAAUGCUUUGAAAUACAUGGGAUUCACACAAUUGCCUACAUACGAUACCAAAGUUUGUGCUAGCAAGUGUUCCGAUAUCACUGGAUGCAAUGCCUUCAACAUCUACUUUGAACGCGACCCAUCUGUCGAUCCAGGUGCUUCUUGCACAAACCCAUCUUCCAUGACCAACGUCAAAUGUGUCUUCUGGGGUGGUGCACUUGAUGCCAAAACUGCAGUCAACGAUGGUCAAUGGCGCAGCACAUUCCGUGUUGUCAUUGCAGGAUCAAACGGUUACAACCUCAAUUCUUUCCCAACACCAGGUGGAUAUAAUCCACCUACAUCCCUUGCAGGCGCUUCUAUCAAUGCUCCAUUGGAUUGCAAAAAGGCUGAUACUUACCUCGGAUCUCGUUUCUUCACUGAUACCCCCUUCGAUGUCAGCCUUUGCACAGCAGCCUGUGAUGCCACCACUGCAUUCAAUGUUGCUCAUCCAUCUGCAACUGGUGUACAAACUUGUCAAUUCAUCAAUACCUAUAUUCUUUACUUGAACGGUGUUGCUCAAGGCCAAGCUUGUGCCAUGUAUACGGACACAUGGGACAUCAGUUAUGCUGUUAACACUGGAUAUACUAGCGGAACCGAUGUUUACACUAUCGACUCUUCUUAUACCUUGUCCAACUCUACCAAUCCAAACUACGCAGCAAAUUGCAAGAUUGCAGCUAGCUCAAGCUCAAGCAUUGCUAGCAACUCUACUGUUUCUCGCCGGGCUGCACACUAG